AGUAACCACAACUUCCGGCCGAAACAGGAAGUUCGCGCUGUGACUCUUCAGAAGGGGCGCGCGUCCCCUCGGGGGCGGAGAGACUCAGCUCCGCCUGCUCAGCCGUGAACCUGGGACCUGCCCUUCCCUAGGGAUCCCGCGGGCCCCAGAGAACCCACGCCUGAGCCCGGUGCGACUCGUGGCCGUGGGCGAGAAGCCAUGGACGCCUUUACCCGCUUCACCAACCAGACCCAGGGCCGGGACCGACUCUUCAGAGCCACUCAGUACACAUGCAUGUUGCUUAGAUAUUUGUUAGAGCCUAAAGCUGGCAAAGAGAAGGUGGUAAUGAAGCUCAAGAAACUGGAGUCCAGUGUGAGCACUGGCCGUAAAUGGUUCAGACUAGGCAAUGUGGUACAUGCUGUGCAGGCAACCGAGCAGAGCAUUCAUGCCACUGACCUGGUACCUCGCUUAUGCUUAACACUAGCCAACCUGAACCGUGUGAUUUAUUUCAUCUGUGACACCAUCCUCUGGGUGAGGAGCGUAGGUCUCGCUUCUGGCAUCAACAAAGAGAGAUGGCGAACAAGGGCUGCCCGCCACUACUACUAUUCUCUUCUGCUGAGUCUGGUCAGGGAUCUGUAUGAAAUUUCCCUGCAGAUGGAACAAGUUAUACAUGACAAGGCAAAGAAAGAGAAAUCAGCAUCCCAGGAUCCUUGUGGGUACAGCGUGGCUGAUGAAGAAACAGAAUGGCUCCAGUCCUUUCUACUUCUCUUAUUCCGAUCUCUGAAGCGUCAUCCUCCCUUGCUCCUGGACACAGUGAAGAACCUCUGUGAUAUCCUGAACCCUUUGGACCAGCUGGGGAUCUGUAAGUCCAAUCCGGGCAUCAUUGGACUUGUAGGUCUUGUGUCCUCUGUAGCAGGCAUGAUCACUGUGGCGUAUCCUCAGAUGAAGCUGAAGACCUGUUAGGGUGUUUGUAGGCUCGGAACUGGUACCUACUUUAAAAGAUGGCCUCUUAGUGGGAUAGACAUUUGUGUAAGUCACAGGCCAUGUCACACUGCUUACGUUCUUGUUCAUGUGAGCAUUUAGCAACCUGCAAUGUGUGCAGAGGUGAGGCCAAGAACAGAGAAGGGAGGAACAUGAAGAGUGGAAUGUUUUUGGAGUGCUGGAGUGACUUGUGAAUUUCUGAGUGUUUCCCCUUCAUCUAACAUUGAUUGAACAUCUCUUAUGCACAUAGUAGGAGUUUAGUAUUUGCUGGAUGAAUAAAAAUUGAAAAGAAAAAAUUUAAAAA
Molecule: messenger RNA, 1264 nt
Organism: Saimiri boliviensis boliviensis (Bolivian squirrel monkey)
Lineage: Eukaryota; Metazoa; Chordata; Mammalia; Primates; Cebidae
Gene: PEX11A
Product: peroxisomal biogenesis factor 11 alpha
Biological process (GO): peroxisome fission
Cellular component (GO): peroxisomal membrane
Source: RefSeq, a predicted model, not a curated record